Molecule: messenger RNA, 6329 nt
Organism: Rhincodon typus (whale shark)
Lineage: Eukaryota; Metazoa; Chordata; Chondrichthyes; Orectolobiformes; Rhincodontidae
Exons: 8
Coding region: 1299-3248 (649 amino acids)
Source: RefSeq, a predicted model, not a curated record
UGUACUGAAAACAAAAAAUACAGGAGAUCGCAGCAGGUCAGGCAGGAUCCAUGGAGAGAAAGCAAACUAAUGUUUUGAGUCGAGAUGACUUCAUCAGAGAUGGCCUGCCAGCAAUCCCACGUCCCAUGAAUGAAUACAAAAGUCACCAGUUAUACUGGUUUCUCCUGGAAAGUUGACAGAACGGGUUAUGACAAAUGUACAUCCAUCUAAUUUUCACCAUUACCAAAUCAAGUACUGGAUUUGAAGAGAAAAGCUAAAUUUGAUAAUAACUUACUUGGUAGUUUUAGCAAUGCAACCACAAUAGAUUCAAGGAAACUAUUUAAGUGCUGUAGCAUUUUUGAAGAGCUGGCAUCUCAAGUCAGUUCUAAAGCCUUGUGAAGUUAUGUCAUUUAAAUUCUGGAAAGCUGGUAUAGAGUUUUGUCUGAAAUGGUACUAACAAUUCAUUAUCGUGUCUAAAAAGAGCUGUCAAAUGGGUAAUAAGCAGAAGCUGCUAGAAUUGAACAAAAACUGAAAUUGCUGAAGAAACUCAGCAGGUCUAGCAGCAUCUGUGGAGAGAAAGCAAAGUUCGUGUUUCGGGUCCAGUGAUGACUCUUUGGGUUCUGCUGAGUCUCUUCAACAAUUUAUGUUUUUAUUUCAGAUUUCUGGCAUUCACAGUUUUUUGUUUUAAUUAUAGGAUUGUAACUUCAAUAACCCUAAUUCUAUGAGGUUUAACCAUAUAACGUACCUUUCACCUCCAACCACAGCCUUUCCCCUGGUCCUGCCAUUGAUUGCCUGACACUUCCAUCAUUGCAAUCGUGUUCUGCACCAGUUGGCAAAUAAAAAGAUCUUGUGUUAGCCAAUUUUAUGACUCUGGAUUGUCCAUCAAGUAGCUUUUUCCAACCCUUAUUUGUUUAAAUAACCCUAUAAUCUUCCUCCUAUAUUGCUCACAGCAGUGUUAAGGAUGUUACUCUUUGAUUCAGGAAAACUCGAGGAUUUUCUAGAAUGGCUAGCCACUCCAGUAGAUAGUUAGAGGACUGAUGUUAAUGCAGGUAGAAAUGCUGCUGAAAGUUAUUGAGUGUUUAAAGCUGGUACUGUUAUUGUUCCUGAUUUAUAUUAACGAUUGGAUGAAGAAACUCAACACCAACAGAUGGCAAAUAUUUAUUUUUUCUUUAUCAUUGUUGCAUAUCUUUAGUAUAAGCCUUCUUGCUCUCCUGAGUGCAAUAUGUGGAUGGGACUUGAUACCAAUAUGCAAUCAGCCUGAGUCCUGGAAUUUCAGGUGAAAAGGAUUGUAAGGGCAAGGUCAAUAGAGAAUUGACACCAUGGAGACGUUGUACAAGACCAAGUUCAUGACUAGCAGUGAACAAAUGCUUCAAAGGGAAGCAUCAAACCAUGUCACUGUGCACAAAAGACCAAAGGAAACAUUGAGAAUAACUGAAACAAAGACAUGCCUGAAAAUGUCAGAUCCACAUCUUCCAAAAAUCAGCUGUGCAGUUGUUCAAAAGAAUGAUGUAAAACGAAGUGAAGUGCCAUUUUCUAGUAUUGUUGACUUCUUUAUGGAAAGGAAGAAAAUUCUUCAAUGGAAUGGACUUCAGUGGCAGAGGAUCAAUAUAUCUGUGCCCUGCAAUUUCCCUUUGGUCAUAAGGGGCUACAAGAAUAGGAACAGUGGUAAUAUGGAAGAUGAUGAAAAGUGCACAGGAAAUAGAAAAGGAAGAAAAGGUUGUGGCUUGGAAUCCAGCAUAAACAGAAAAUUUGUGCAAAAUGCAGUAGAAGAAUUAACAAACACAAAUAAAAAUUGUGCCAGUUCAGUGGAUAAUGAUGGGUAUUAUUCAGCUUUGCAACAAUAUUAUGGACCACUAUCAACCAAAUGCCAGAAGGUUGGAACAAAGAUGGCAGACAAGUUCCAUGUUGAACAUGAGGACACAGUGGAUGAUGAGAUCAAAAGUGCAAAGAGUAGAAAUAGCUCCUCUGAUUCUGUUGCGAAUGUGAAAUUGUCAAAGGGCUUUGUGAGAAAACCUGGUAAUAAUCAGCACCGAUUUUCAGUGGCAUAUCUUUCAGAAACUGGAAAUACCAGGGUUGAACUUGAACAAAUCUGUCACCUGCCUGGUCUGAAUAGAAUUAGCCUGGACCUGGAAAUUGAGCACAGAUCUGUAAGUCAGGCUGCAAACCAUGCAGAAGGAAUUGGCACUGACAAGUUGUGCAUCGAUAACUGUGCACGAAAUGUAGAAAGUACUCGCAGUGAGAAUGAAGGUGGUCUAGACCUUGUCCCACGUGUGCAAUCUAAAGUUGUUUUCCCAAGUCCAGUUCAACACAUUCCUUUUCUAACUUCAACUUGUGAGAAGCCUGAAGGAAAGAUGAACAAAUUAACAAAGCAUCCUGAUGGCAACAUUCAAUCGACUAAGUCUACCUCCUCUAUAGCAACCAGUUUAAGCAAAGCAUCUAUUAAGUCUUGCACAGGCAAGAUCUCCAAUGGAGCUAUUUGUCACAGCACCAUCAGCAAAUGCUGUGACAAAGAAUCCAAAGUUAGUGAAGGUGAUAUAAAAGAAGAAUAUAUUUCUGACUUCAAUCAUAUGUUUUGCGAGAAGGCAAGAGCAUGCACUGGAAGUCUACUUCCUGUUGUGGAGUCUGGUAUGAGAAGUCACAAUCAGAAGCAGCCUAGGAAGUCUGUCCUAAAGAAGUCAUUUGAUGGGCGUAAUCAUCCUCAAAUGUUGCUUCUGAAAGUUCCUAAAACGAGAGACGAAUGGAUGGAUAGCUGUGGAAAGGAGACUUUAAAGAGAAGUGUGAAAGGCUGCUUACAAAAGAAACAUCCUGUACCCAUCUAUCAGUCAUUGAACCAAGAUGUUAGAUGCUCAAUUCCUGAAGAAUCUACUGAGUUUUGCAUUAAUUGCUCUUAUGGACAGAAGCAAGACUGCAGAUUCAGGCAACCUUGCCGCCAGUACUCGCCUUGUUAUCAGAAUGGGCAUGGUCUAGGAUUGUUGAAUGCAGUGCAGCAGAGAUUGAAGCAACUCUAUUUCCAUGAAACAACAGAACAAAAAUCUACCAUGAAUCAUGAAAUGACUGUGAAUACCAAUGCAUCUUCUUAUCCUUUUUACUGUGAUGAAAAAUGUACUUUUCAAGUCGAGGAUGAACAGACUUGUUUACAACUCCCAGACUCAGUGAACUUGAAGCUGUCUAAAUGCCCUUCAGCAGAACGUACUAUUGAAUUAUCCAGUUCCCACGGAGGUCAAGUUCCUAUAAUAACAAUGACUUGUCCUACUCCAGUGCCACAUUGAAGAUCUUCAUAGUGAGAUGCUUUUCAGAAGGUUGUUGUCAACUUGCUUAACCCUAAUAGAGAGAAAUCUAUUUGGUAACUAUAUGGUAAUAGUUUUAUUUUUAGUCCAGACUAGACAGAGAAGAGUGUGUGUGUGGUUGAGGCAAGUGCCUAACCCACAUAUUGGAGCCCGUAGAAAUUUUAACUUCUCAUUUCCAUAUUCAGGCUCGAACUUGUACCCAGAUUCUGCACUGACCAGUGGGAGGAAAUUUAGGAUGUUGGACACCACCAUCAGGAAACAAUAGGAAUGGGGUGUUAAUGUGCUUUUUAGUGUAGCCUGUAUGUAAAACCAUGAUUUACUGGGUGCGAUGUCUGUAUGUAUUCAAUGAUAAAUUUUCUGUAUUGGUAUAAUAGCUUAUUGUAUCUUUUCAGAUUCCUUCAUGGUCAAUAAAUAAUUUUAGAAGCGCAGUCAUGUAGGAAAUUGGAGUCAGUCGUGAGAUCCUGUAUUAAUCUCUUUAUUAGUUAGUUAAGUUGCUUUACUAUAAAAAUAAGAAAUGAUGUUUUUGAUAUUCACUGGUACAGGCAGGCUGGGCACUUUUAAUCACCAAGUGAGGAAGGGUGAAUUGGCUUCCCUCUUAAUGACCCCUCCCCCAAGUCGGUUGUAACAAAGAUUUUUAAAUUCUUCAUGCGUGUAGCUGUCACACGAAAAUUAAUAUUGCUACACAAUGUAGUAUUAAUCAAAAUUAAAGAGCCAAUUACAAGAUUUUCUUGUGUAAAAGAAAGACCUUUUAUUGUUAAACACAGCAGUUCUGAACGUGUUGGAACUAUGAAAUGCUGCAGUCUAUAUGAGCUGGAUGGAAUUGGGGACGGGAUAGUCAUGACUACAUCCUUUAUAUUGCUUGUAGAAAGUAUAUCAGUAGUAAGAUUUUACACACUACUUGACCAACCACAUGUGGUCAAUUGUAUAUAUAUGAAAGUGCAAGUCUGUGAAAUAUGUUCCAGAAUAUUCCAGAACUCCCACUCCUGAACCACUUGAUAAGCAUGUGUGCAUCCUUAGUAUCCAGCACUGUUGCAAUCCUUGGCGGUUUCUAAGGUACUAACAUUUAAAAGGCCAGUAGCAUUAGUUGCAUGAUGGAAUGGCUGAAUGGAAAACUAGCCAUUUUUAAAAUAACUAUUGAAUUGCUCCAAGAGUAUCGUAGGGUCAGUUAUAGGAAGGCAACAUAGCUAAUUCUCUUCUGCCUUGCUGGUCAUCAGAAACAGAUCACAUAAGCUCCAUAAUUGGCAUGGGCACAUGCUGCCAUGGAUAUAUAGCAUUGACCCCAGUAUAUCCGUUAGGGUCAGGAGCAAAGCCAUGGAAAAGUACAACUUCCUGCUCCAUCCAUGAUAAUUGGUAGUUCCUGGGCUUUGACUGCCUAAGCAAUAUAAAAAUAUAUGAAUCAAUACAGUGUGGAGCUGGAUGAACGCAGCAGGUCAGGCAGCAUCAGAAGAGCAAGAAAGUCAAUGUUUCAGGUUUACACCCUUCAUCAGGACUGCCAUAACCCUAAACGUUGACUUUCCUGCUCCUCUGAUGCUGCCUGACCUGUUGUAUUCCUCCAGCUCCAUACUGUAUUGACUCUGACCCCAGCAUCUGAAGUUCUUGCUAUCUCCGAAUGACUAAAAAUAUUUGACGCUGGUUCCUUUGACUAAAGUUAUUAUAAUUCAGGUGUUAAAACUGUAGACAGUGAUGAGAAUUGUGCCAAUGAUUGUAAAAAUAAUUAAACAUUUCUAAGUCAGAAAGUGUGAUAAAUACCAUUGAUUUCAAGGAUGAUAAUAUAAAUAGUGUAACAAUAGAUGGACAUUGCCAAAAUAUUCUGUGAAAUUGUAACAUAGACAUGCUGGAAUAUUUUCAACUGGCACCUACUCUAGGAUAAAAAUCUGAAUUGGACAAAAUCACUAUUACUACAGAUUAUUUAAUGAUCUAAAUAUAAAAUUUACUUAGGAGAAUACCUUUGUUCUGUAAUAAAGCCAUCAUGGAAAUAUCUCUGAGACUUUUUAUAUGCUAAUGUUUUAAACUAUACAUGGUUAUUAUGUACAUGUACAACAAGUUUUACAAAUAAAAUUACUUUUAGUCAUUUUGUGCUACAGAACUCGAGUAUUGCUGAAAAAUGACACAUUUUGUUGAAACUUUUUGUCUUGCUCUCAUCAGGACAACUUGCAAGAAUAUCUGUCUGAGGAGAAAACUAACAUUUAUACUAAAUGAGGGGAGAGUGCUGAUUGGUUAUCAAGUGGACUCUUAUUGUUGUAGGUUUGUCCAUGGAGAAUAAACCAAUCAUUGAUCGUUUUCAGUACCACUUUGAAGUUAGGUAUGCAGACCAUACAUCCCAAGGAUGGAAGGAUCAUAUCAAGCAACAUUUCCCUUUGCCUAUUCACAAAGAGCAAUUUACUGACCUAACUUCCUCAUGCUUGCAAAAUCCGUAACAUUAUGUCCAACAUUGUGUGCUUCUGCAACUGAACAAUAUUUGCCAGACAAUCCUGUGUACAUGAAGAUGUAAGUUUUGAUAACCAAUUUUAGAUAGCCAGUCGGCUUUGCAGUGUGGUGCACAUGCAUAUACUGGAAGAGAUGUACUGAAAAACAGGGCCACGUUCUUUCCAAAUAGAUAGAACAUGGGGACAUACUCUGCCCCUUUCAAAUUAGGUGACAACAGUUUGUUUCUUCCUUUCUCAGGGUAAUGCCCCAAACAAUCAGAGUCAGACUGUGUGGUUUAAAUUUAAACAAGCCAGGCAAUUAACUGCUGAACAUCAUUAAUUGAAGCAUUCUCUACCAGAGUCCACUUGUGAACGUUUUUCCCUUUUAUAGUAUAACUAUUGGUUUUCCCGUCAGAUUGGUGUUCGUGCAAAUUUUUCUGACGAAUACAAGACAAAAUGUCCUUGUUCAGCAACAAUAAUACUUUAGCAAAUUAAAAACCACAAAGGAUUAUCUAGAAAUGUUGGCACAUGCUAACUGAACAAGCAGCAAUGAUUUGUUAUUUGUAUUUGGACUGACCAGAAACUUUGUCAUUUCUCUGUUUAAAGUUUCAAUGCCAAUUUCCAGCAUCUUUUUUAAAACUGUAAUUGCUUUAUAAAA